Diaporthe citri is the source of this 1488-nucleotide messenger RNA. RefSeq lists its product as uncharacterized. The coding region runs from base 1 to 1488 and encodes 495 amino acids. Gene Ontology annotation, molecular function: heme binding; oxidoreductase activity, acting on paired donors, with incorporation or reduction of molecular oxygen; iron ion binding. The record is from RefSeq and is a predicted model, not a curated record. The transcript has 3 exons. Lineage: Eukaryota; Fungi; Ascomycota; Sordariomycetes; Diaporthales; Diaporthaceae.
AUGGCCAACAACACUGUCCCACCAGCGACUCUCGAGAAGCGCCUAGCUGCGUUAACCUUGGUCAACAGCUGGCCGGCCUCGAUUGCCGCUGGUCUAGUCUUGCUCACAACCGUCAUUAUCUAUCGUCGACACUUCUCACCGUUGAAAGACAUUCCCGGUCCCUUCUGGGCCUCAUUUUCCCGGUUGUGGCACAUCCGCAUCACCCUUGACGGAAACCAGAAUGAGCAGCUCACCCAGGCCCACGAGAAGUAUGGACACUUUGUCCGCCUGGCCAACAACGAGGUGAGCGUCAGCCACCCUGAUGCCAUCAGACGAGUCCUCCUCGCACCGCUCAAGAAAGGCGACAUGUACAAGAUGAGCACUUUCCCGGACUGGCGGUACCAGAACCCAAUGUCCAUCGUCGACCCAAAGCGCAAGGUCGAGCUCUCCAAGCAGUUCGCCUCGGGCUACACGCUCACCAACGCGCUUAAAUCCGAGGAAGCCAUGGAUGGCCUCGUGGUCCGGCUCCUCGAGUGGAUGGACACGUUCGCCGCCUCCCAGGAGCCGAUGGAGCUAGACAGAUACGUCACGUUCCUCACGUUCGACAUGCUCGGCGAGGUCCUCUUCAGCAAGCCGUUUGGCAUCUCGACGAACCUGAAGCUGAUCGGCACGCACGCCAUCGUCUCGCACUUCAGGGGCGUCCAGCUGGCCACCCUCAACCCCCUCACCACCAAGCUGUUGCCGUGGGGCCACCUGUUCAACACCGCCUUCCGCGCUCUCGGCGAGAGGAAGGCGAGCCCCGACGCGCGGUUCGACGUCGUCGCGCACUGGCUCAGGACCGCGGCUGAGCAUCCUCACUGCCUGACCGAUAGAGACAUCCUCGCCAACGCGACUGCCAACGUCGGCGCCGGCUCGGACACGGUCUCGUGCGCCAUGCAGAGCUUCUUGUACCACAUGACCAGGCACCCCGAGUUGUGGAAGCGAGCGCGGGACGAGAUCCGAGCCUCCCAGGAGACAGGCGGGAGCUGCAGCUCCAGAGUAAUCGAAUACAAUGAUGCCAGCAAAUUGCCCUUCUUCCAGGCUUGUCUGAAGGAGGCACUGCGUAUUCACAACCCCGUGCCCAUGGGCCUGCCUCGGGUGGCGCCCAAGGGAGGCUUGAGGAUUGGAGAAACAACUCUGCCGGAGGGGACGACGGUGUCCGUAAGCCCGUGGGUGAUUCAUCACUCGAAAGAGAUUUUUGGGCCCGACGCGCUCGAAUUCAAUCCUGACCGAUGGCUUGGCCCAGAUGCCUCUCGCCUAGAUAAAUAUUGGUGCCCAUUCGGUGCUGGAUACAUGUCCUGCCCCGGCCAGAACUUUUCCAAGAUGGAGCUGUCCAAGACCCUGUCGACCAUCGUGCGAGACUAUGACCUGCGUCUCGUUGAUCCGGCCAAGUCUUGGAAGUGGAAGGCUUGGUUCACCAUGGUGCCUUAUGACUGGCCAGUCUAUGUUAGCAAGAGCACAUUAACUUGA